ACCCCACACGCUGAAAAUCCUAGCGGCUAGCGGUCAAAUGAAGUUUUAACCGUGGUUUUAACCAAGAAAACUAGUAACAAGUUGGUUUGUUGUAACGUGAAUUACGAGUCAAAUGAAUAAGUUACAGAAAGAAUCAAUGAAACUUAUGCUAUUGUUGCACUUAUUUUAUAAGUCUUUAAUUGACGUUGUCCCUUUCUAAAGUAACGCUACUAUCACAUUGUGGUGUGUAGUAGAGCUGAAAAAGGAAUGAACCCUAAUAUGAAUCCAUUGGAUGGUAGUGGCGUUGAAAAGAGGCCACCGGAGGUCAGCCAAACUUUACAAAAUAUAACUGCGAUUCAGAAUACUCAAAACAUUGCUCAGAGUAGUGUUCCAAGUAUUCAGCCGCAGCAGACUAUUGUUGGUACAUCAUCAGCACUACUUGGUAAAUCUGUAUCUCUGGAUCUUAAUCCAAAACUAUCUUUGAUGAAAUCUCCGAGCCAACCUGGGAACGUAUCAACAGAACAAAGCAAAAUUACUACAACGUUAUGUCCUGUUGGUUCAACGGUAAGGAUAAUAUCUCCUGGGAUGUUAAACAGUGUUGAGAGGCAGAGGGACCAACCUCAGCAGACACCACAAAUUGUUUCGAGUAUACCUGCAACUUAUCAUGUACCUCGAGGUCCAGCUGCAGUGGCCAACAUUUCGGCUCCUAGAUCUACGGUUGCUACUCCAAUUGUCAGAGCAAGCACCAGUCAGCCGGUACCAAUCUCAAGGCCUGGUCCUAGUACAACAUCGCCGAGCACACAGUGGCAGCCGAAAGCAACGUCCGUUGUAUAUGCUACACAGCCUCAACGACACAUUGCCCCAGCUGUGAGUAGAGUUACGAAACCUGUGACUCCGGUGUAUUCAAGCCAGCAAACUAGACUAAUAACACCUCCGUCUGCGAGGCCAGUACAGGCUACUGUAGUUACGGGAGUUUCCUCUGCACCAGCUCGAUUGGUUACACCUGUAUUACAAACUAGUAGUACUAGUACUCGAUUACCAGUUACACAGACGAGACUGCCGAUACCGCAGAUCAACUUGACCCCACAGCUUGGAAGAUCCUUGGCUCAAACAAUCCCGACAAAUCAAACCAACAGGCCGUUGACCACUCCUGGAACAGUCAAUCGAAUGACUGUGUCUGCACCUGUGAUGUCUACUACUAGUAGGAUAGCUACAGCUGGAUCUCUGUCAAUUCAACCAAAUGUUGGGAGACAGUUGGCAAUUAACACAGGUGUGAGCACACAAAGUGGAACCGUUAGUCGUAUAGUGAUUCCUCAACAACAGGUCCAGCAACAGCAGCAGCAGCAACAACAACAACAACAACAGCAGCAGCAGCAACAGCAGCAGCAGCAGCAGCAGCAGCAGCAACAACAACAACAACAACAACAACAACAACAUCAACAACAACAACAACAACAGUGUUCGCCUCGUGUUGUUCAGACAGUAACUUCCCUUCCGAACAUUGGCGCAGUUGCCCGUGUCAUUACGACAACAGCUAAUGUCUCUGGUAUUCCGAGAGUAACGCAGCAAAAUUCUCCAUCAGUUGCACGUAUAUCUGGAAAUGUUAUGCCUCUGCAUCCUCUACCGAUGUCUUCAACGAGAGUUAUGCCGGCUGUUGUUAAGACUACUCAAUCAACAGGCUUACCUCAAACUGUUCAGCUUAAAACUUCCACUCAACAAUCUGGGCUAAGAGUUUCAACAAAUACAGCAAUCACUGGCACCGGUGCGACACACUCAGUUCAAGGUCAAUACUUGCACUCCCCACAAUCCACUACUUAUUACUCAUUUGAAGCUUCUGGCACAUAUGCUCAGUAUCGUCAAGCCUCUAUUCAACCGGUUAGACUCCUGGUUGAGCCAGGGUAUGAGGAGCCGCACGUUAAGCCUAACGCUUCGCCUAGACCAAGUAUAUUAAGGAAGCGAGACCAUGACAGCUCGCCUGCAAAAAGUGCAGCUAAGAAUUUAGUGCCUGUGUUGGCAUCUUUACCUCCAGCAGUACCAACCUCGAGUCCGCCUGGUUCUCCAAGAGGAGAUCGGGACCCUGGUGGUUGUCAGAGUUCUGGCUCUACGACUGUGUCAGCAACUUCAUCUCCUGGCUUGGAUGAAGAACCUGAACAAUCAAGAAUCACUAUAAAUCCUACGGUUGAAAUGUCACCACGAAAAAAACCCCGAAAACAACAACUUACAGGCGUUGAAUUGACUGAACCAAGGUGUACUGAGGAAGAGAUGCAAUUUAUUACCGAAGAGAAGAUUAAGAAAGAAAUUAAAACAGAAACGAAAGAUAAGGUGAAUCAUGAUAAAAAACAAAAUUCUAAUAAUCAACAAGAUCAUUCGUUCAGUACACAGCAACAAUCUUCUGCACCUGUUAGAAGCCGACCAACACCAUCAUUGUUAGGAUCGUCAUGGAAAAAUAGAUGCGAUAGCAGAUUACAUCAUUAUCGAAGACCUAGCGACGUGCGCCCGCGAGAAGAGCGUAGACCAACUGUGGCUGAAUUGGCGCAACAAAAACAUGUACUGCAGAAAUUGAAUGGUUGGAAAGUGUAUCAUCUCACAACACAAAUGGAGGAUUUAGCAGAUCUUGAAAAACAAGUGCAUGAAAAAUUGAAGUCAACCUUGUCAAUGCUGGAGUCACAGCAGGGUGGCCGAGGAAGACAGGAGGAAGGAUUGGAGCGUGCCAAUGAAUUGAUAAAGGGAAAUAUGCAGCGGAGUAGCUUAAUUAGUGAGGGGAUGAAUGAGGCUCGUACGCAGCUUGUAGCAAUUUUUCAGCACAAAAGCCAUGUUACGGAGAUUUUGCAACGUUGUGGAAAUAAACGAGCUCAGAAAAAAAGGGACAAGUAAUAUUAACUUCAAACUGUAAGUUAUCUAUGUCAAAAUUGUUAAUACUAUCGAAAGCUUCUUAAAGAAUCAGGUUCUAUCACAAUACCUAUUUUUAACUGUAUCGUAUAGAAUCUAUAUUAUGUGAAAUAAAUAAAUGGUUUUAUAUGU
This is a messenger RNA of Neodiprion virginianus, 3000 nucleotides long. RefSeq names its product mediator of RNA polymerase II transcription subunit 15. Gene Ontology annotation, cellular component: Sin3-type complex. NCBI's taxonomy places the organism in Eukaryota, Metazoa, Arthropoda, Insecta, Hymenoptera, Diprionidae. Gene Ontology annotation, biological process: negative regulation of transcription by RNA polymerase II. The coding region runs from base 247 to 2853 and encodes 868 amino acids. The transcript is spliced from 10 exons. The record is from RefSeq and is a predicted model, not a curated record.